Magallana angulata is the source of this 1261-nucleotide messenger RNA. RefSeq names its product protein qua-1-like. The coding region runs from base 58 to 1140 and encodes 360 amino acids. The record is from RefSeq and is a predicted model, not a curated record. The transcript is spliced from 3 exons. Lineage: Eukaryota; Metazoa; Mollusca; Bivalvia; Ostreida; Ostreidae.
GUGUAUAUUUCUUAAAUAAUCCAAGAGGAGAGUGUUAGAGAAAAAGAUCGACCAGAAAUGUGGAAAAUCAUCCUGCUGAUUUACUUUCUCAUUCUCGUUUCCUGUCAAGAUCAUCCAAAUAAUAAUGGAAAUGGAAAAGAAAAAGAAAAAAGUGUAAAACCACCGGAAAAGAAAAACAAUGAGGGUGGUUGGCUCCAUGAAAUCCGAGAUUCUCUCCCGGGUAACGGUAAGGGAAAAGAUCGACAAGACAAAUUUGACUCUCAUCCUGGCAAAGGAAAAGGUCGAGAGAAUAAAUUCGGAGAUUCUCAUCCGGGAAAAGAAAAAGGUCGAGAGGAAAAGUUCGGAGAUUCUCAUCCCGGAAAAGGAAAAGGUCGAGAGGAAAAUUUAGGAGAUUCUCAUCCCGGAAAAGGUAAAGGCCGAGAGGAAAAGUUCGGAGAUUCUCAUCCGGGAAAAGGUAAAGGCCGAGAGGAAAAGUUCGGAGAUUCUCAUCUAGGAAAAGGAAAAGGUCGAGAGGAUAAAUUCGGAGAUUCUCAUCCCGGAAAAGGGAAAGGUCGGGAGAAUAAAUUCGGAGAUUCUCAUCCCGGAAAAGGUCGAGAGGAAAAGUUCGGAGAUUCUCAUCCCGGAAAAGGAAAAGGUCGAGUGAAUAAAUUCGGAGAUUCUCAUCCCGGAAAAGGACGAGAGGAUAAAUUCGGAGAUUCUCAUCCCGGAAAAGGAAAAGGUCGAGAGAAUAAAUUCGGAGAUUCUCAUCCCGGAAAAGGACGAGAGGAUAAAUUCGGAGAUUCUCAUCCCGGAAAAGGAAAAGGUCGAGAGAAUAAAUUCGGAGAUUCUCAUCCCGGAAAAGGACGAGAGGAUAAAUUCGGAGAUUCUCAUCCCGGAAAAGGAAAAGGUCGAAAGAAUAAAUUCGGAGAUUCUCAUCCAGGAAAAGGUCGAAAGGAUAAAUUCGGAGAUUCUCAUCCGGGAAAAGGAAAAGGGCGUCGCACUGAUGCCAGGGAUGUGGACUAUACUUCUACAGACAAAAUAGCUUUGCAUUCAAUUUUAGGAAUACCAACUGGUAAUCAAAGAAAAGGGGGUCAUGGUAGACAUAAUGGAGGGAAUAAAGGAAAAGGAAGGGGAAGGGGACGUGGAAGAGGCUGGCAAUAAAAAAAAGUUGUUUCUGACCCGAAAAACGAGAUGUAGAACCUGAAACGCCUGUUAAUUAAGAAACAAACUCAAAGAAAUCCUUUUUACUGUAAAUUGCUUUCAAGUGACUAUUUUUUAAAUA